Pocillopora damicornis (cauliflower coral) is the source of this 3626-nucleotide messenger RNA. RefSeq names its product ubiquitin conjugation factor E4 B. Gene Ontology annotation, molecular function: ubiquitin-ubiquitin ligase activity. Gene Ontology annotation, biological process: protein polyubiquitination; ubiquitin-dependent protein catabolic process; ERAD pathway. Gene Ontology annotation, cellular component: nucleus; ubiquitin ligase complex; cytoplasm. NCBI's taxonomy places the organism in Eukaryota, Metazoa, Cnidaria, Anthozoa, Scleractinia, Pocilloporidae. The record is from RefSeq and is a predicted model, not a curated record.
ACACUAGUCGCUGGCUCACUGUUAGAAAGUCUUUCGCCGAUUGGCGACGAUAUUCAGUUAAAGUCUGGUAGAAAAUUGGUGUAAAAUGUCUUUAGCUACAUAUGCGAUAUUUUUGUAAAUGAGUGAACUACCACCCGACGAGGUUAGGCGUCGCCGCCUGGCUAGGUUGAACCAAGGUACCAUGUCAUCAUCCCAUCCUCCAUCUGACAGUCACUCUAUUCCUGUAAGGACAAGCUUAAAACCCUUGGCAGAAGGUUCUGCAGUGAGCACUCAGGACAGUGGUUAUGGCUCUUUAUCACAAUCUUUCGAGUUUGAUGAACAAUCACAGGACACUGGUGAUAAAUGUGGCAAGCGCACCUCCCCAACUUGUUCUUCUUCUCCUUCAGAGAAUUUUAAAUUCAAGAGGACGAGAGAUGGAUUUGACAAAGAUGACACUUCUCAUGUUAAGAUGAGUAGUGUGACUGAUGAACAUAUUGUAAAAAGUAUUUGCAGUAUAUUUAAAGUUUCCUUUAAGAGCUCAGAGGUUUCCUGUGACACAGUUUACUUACCAACACUAGCUGAGGAUCUUAGUCAAGUUGAUCUAAGCUCAGGAACUGUUUGUAAUGUCAUAAACCAAGUGAUCAUGGAGCGUCUAACCCAGUUUCGUGCACAUCAAGAUGGAAUGAGUGUUAGUCCUACACUUACAAUUGCGCAGGAAACCUCGCAAAUGGCUAUUGAUGAUAACUUAACUGACUGCAGGUCAACUGAAUGUAUCAGUUUAUUAGGGGAGGGCAGAGCCAAUCCUUCACCACCAAACUGUGUAAAAGAGUCAACCACUGUGUAUCAGUCCAAGCUGCUUAAAUAUUUGGUUAAUAGCUAUAAUUGCUCACUGAAUGAAGAAAAAAACUAUCCCAAGAGAUCCCAGGAGGAAAGAUGGAUAACGUUGUUAACUCAGGCUCGUCGCCAGUGUGUGUUGUUUUCAGUGCUUAUUCUUCAAGGAUGUUUUUCUCUGGACAGGUCAGUCCUUCAGAGAUCACCCUUGGUACACUUAUUUAUCAAUGAAGAAUGUGACAUUCCUUUCACUUUCCUUGUUGAACUUGUCACAACAGUAGCAAGUGACUCACAUUUAUGUAUGAAGAUUUUUAAGCCAGUGCUGUUGAGCUUAAAUCAAGAAAUGCAAAAUUGUCAUCUUGCAGCUGAAGGAUUUAAAGCUCCCCUGUUGGCACUGUCAAAACUGUGCGAUAUCCGCCUGGGAACAACUUCAGUGAGACCUAUUUGUAACUUGAUGGUUGCGUUAUCCAACAUGUGGAUCCCAUCACCCUUAUCAAAAGCUGAAGGAAAAGAAAUUGAGAGACUGUCUCUCAUUGGACCAUUUCUCAGUCUGUCAGUAUUUUCUGAAGAAUGUCCGCAGAUUGUUGAUCGUUACUUUUCCGAGUCAUCAGAAAAUGUUAAGCUGGUGAAUGUGACUUUGAGAAGUGCCCUUCGCAUUGUUAGGACAGAGGUAUUCAAGAUAAUUCAUAGUAUGCUUGUGUCUACGGAGAGUCGGGAUGCUUGUUUACAAUUCAUUGCUUCAGUCUUAGCAAGAAAUUACCGCAAGGCACAGCUACAGGUUGAUGAUAGACAAGUUGCUUCCGAUGGAUUUAUGUUAAACUUCAUGACUGUAUUGCAACAACUGUGUGCAAAGGUUAAAAUUGAGAAGGUUGAUAGUUUGUAUCUCCAUCAUCCCAAAUCAAGAGUGAACAUCUCACAAGAGUCCAGGUUGAAACUUACUUCACAGCAAGUUAAAGAAUGGAAACAGGAACUAGAUAGUAAAAAUGCGUGGUUGGAACCAAAAUUUCCCACUGAGUGUUUCUUUAUGGCCAUUCAAGCCCAUCAUUUAGCAAUUUUACCGGCUUGUAGAAGACAUUCUCGACGACAAAAAGCUCACCGGGAGUUAACACGCAUGAUUGAACAUCUGGAAUCCCAUGAAAGCGAGUGGAUAGAUACUCCGAUGGCCUCUAGAAACAAGGGUCUGUUAAAGAAAUGGAGAGAGCAGAUCAAGAAACUAGAAAAUGGUAAGGCUUGCUCGGAUGUCGUUUUACUUGAUGAUGAACUUCUGCGUGGCUGUUUAAAGUUCUAUGGGUUUUUGGCUACAUGGAUCUUGAGACUAGUGGAUCCUAACAAAAAAGGGAUCAGUAUCCCUUUGCCAGAAAAGAUUGCCAUGGAGCUUGCGUCCCUUCCGGACUAUUUUGUCGGUGAUGUGGCUGAGUUUUUGCUCUUUGUCAACAUGCAUGCACACCACGUGCUGGAGGAUCCUGCCAUGAAUGACAUUGUCACCUUUUUUGUUGUAUUUGUUUGUUCACCAAACUACAUAUCAAAUCCUUAUCUUGUGGCGAAAAUUGUCGAGGUAUUGUUUGUGAUGAAUCCCAGCAUUCAACCAGCAGCCUCAAAGAUCCAUGAGAUGAUUGUCUCUCAUCCAUUGGCGUUGGACCAUUUAGCCCCAGCACUUAUGAAUUUUUAUACAGAUGUAGAAACGACUGGCAGCUCAAAUGAGUUUUAUGAUAAGUUUAGUAUAAGAUAUCACAUUUCCAUAAUCAUGAAAAGUUUAUGGCAAGAUGUGGGCCACAGGGGAGCCAUCAUGAAGCAAAGCAGGACGGUUCAGUUUGUUCGCUUUGUAAACAUGUUGAUUAAUGACACAACAUUUCUGCUGGAUGAAUCCUUGGAUUCAUUAAAAAGCAUCAAUGAAACUCAGCAGAUGAUGGCCAAUGUAGCAGACUGGGAGGCAUUACCAAGGGACAUGCGUACCUCUCGUCUUCGACAACUUUCCACUGACGAGCGGCAGUGCCGGUCUUAUCUUACCCUUGCCUCGGAGACAUUAGAUAUGAUGCUUUACCUCACUAAACAUGUACAGGCGCCUUUUCUUAGGCCGGAAUUGAUUGAUCGAAUAGCUGCUAUGUUGAAUUUUAACCUACAACAACUUUGUGGACCGAAGUGCAGGAAUUUAAAGGUUAAAAACCCAGAAAAAUAUGGAUUUGAACCCAAGACUCUUCUGGAUAGAUUAACACAGAUUUAUGUGAAUCUAGACUCGGAAGAAUUUGCAAAAGCUGUUGCUGGUGACCAGCGAUCAUAUAGGAGAGAAUUAUUUUCCGACGCCGCGAAACAUCUUCACAAAACCUUGCUGAAGACAGAGGCAGAGAUUUACCGGUUUAAAGAAUUUGCCUCAAAGGUAGAAAUCAAAGCUGCCGAAAACGCUGCUCGCAAUGAGGACUAUGAUGAUGCACCGGAUGAGUUUAAAGAUCCUCUCAUGAUGACGCUCAUGCUUGAGCCUGUGAUCCUACCAACUAGUGGUAAAAUUAUGGAUAGGGCAGUUAUCACGCGCCAUUUAUUAAACUCUGACACGGAUCCUUUUAAUCGACAACCACUUACAACUGACAUGCUACAGCCAGCGACUGAACUCAGGAUACAGAUAGAGGAGUGGCUACAAAACCGCCAAAGAGAGGAUUAAUCAUGAGAGCAAACAGUGACCUCUACCAAUUUGCUUUUCCACGUUACCAAAGCGUGGAGGAUCUCUUUGCUCAUCAAGCAAGGAAAAGUGCUUCAUUGAUUAUGCUCACGGGUGUUAUUUUUUUUUUUUGCCAUGUUUUGGGAAAUAAAGGUCGAUCAUCUUC